Tetrahymena thermophila SB210 is the source of this 1701-nucleotide messenger RNA. Its product is annotated as peptidyl-tRNA hydrolase domain protein. The record is from RefSeq and is a predicted model, not a curated record. NCBI's taxonomy places the organism in Eukaryota, Ciliophora, Oligohymenophorea, Hymenostomatida, Tetrahymenidae. The transcript has a single exon.
AUGUUUGAUCAUAUAAAUCAUAAAUAUAUUAAGAGUUUAAAUGAAUUAUUAAAAAAUACAUUAAAUUACAAAUAAUAUAUAGAUGGGGAAGUUCUAUAAGCAAUUUAAAUUAGAAUCAUUCAUUUUUUCUUUUAAUAUGUAAAAAUAUUAAAAAAAGAACUUCGCUAAUAAAUUUCUUUGAAGAUACUUAAAAUUUGCUAGAUGAUCGAAGAAAAGUUUUAGAAAUAGAAGGGGGCAGGCAGACAAUUAGGUUAAAAAAAUUAAAUAUCAAAAGAAUUUAAUUAAAAUUUAAAAUCUUACAAAAAGAAAGGAAGAAAGAAGAAGCAUUUUGCUCAAAGCAAAAUAACAGACAGCAGCCAGCCGCCAUCGCUUUAGUCAACAAGAAGGGUCAUAAGAAAAAUGAUUGCUUGCUUAUCAAACGAGAAAAACGAAUUAUCAUCUUCAACUAUCGAAGAUUCCAUAGUAAAUUAAAGUCUUAAAUAAUUUGAAGACAAGAAAAACUCCAAUGAGUCAGCUCCCAAAACCUCUUAAAAUUCUCCAAAAUUAGUAGCUUAGGUUUAACAAAAGCAUUAAGAAAAAAGGACUUUCCCUUACUUUAGAUACGAUGAUACAAAACGUUUAAACUCACUUAAAAAUAUUAUUAAUUAAGCGUAAAAAGGCAAGCCAAUUCGUCUUUACUUAGAAAAUGUACCUAACUUUGCAAACGAAUUUGAUUUCGAAGAGCGUUGUCGCGGCUUACUCAAUGUGGUUUGGAAUCACAAAAAAUAGAAUUCAUGCUUCAUUCUGAUGGAAAAUAAAGAUUAUGCCCUCGAUGUUUUAGAUUUAGAAAAGGAACUUCCUCCAUAUUGCAAGGAAGGUAGAAUUUUUGUAACCCGCGUUGAAGAAAAUUCAAUUCUAUAUGCUAAAAAACCAAAUCCUAAGAGAUUCGAAACAUAUUAUAACUUAAGUGAUGACACUGGAUUUUUUAUUGUUGAGAAUGAUAAGAUGAAAUACUUUUGGUAUGAUUAAAAUGGAGGCUUUUAUGAUGAAUACGGUAUUUACUAUAAUUAAAAAGGCAGACCCUCUCCUCCUCCCUAUUUGUAAUCUAAGGCUGGCCGUUCCAAAAAAAACAACAAUAGAGGAAACUAUGAAAAAAAUAAUAAAAACCAAAAUUAUGAGCAAAAAGGUAACUCUCCAGCACUAAACGGUUUGAAGCAAUAAUCAUUAAAUUAAGUAGAAUAUAUAAAGAAAUCAGAUUUAGAAAGCAUUGAAGCAAAAGCCAGAAACAAAGAUUUAGAUUUCUCUUCAAAUAAUUCUAAUAAAUAUAAUAAGAUUGGAAACAACGAAAACUCUUUGACUUUACAGUAAUCGGCUAGUGAAAGUAAAUUGUACCCAAAUUAUAACAAUUAGAAUAGACCAAAGUCUAACUCUGGAGGUUCAUUUAACAAUAAAGGAAAAAAACAAGGAAGUUUUAACUAAAAUAAUUCUAACUACAAUAACCAAAGGAAUGCACAAAGAAAUAAAUCUGAUACUCAAUUCAAAAACAAUGAGAAUGAAAAAUGGGGAAAUAGUAACUACUUUAACGGUAUGGAAAAGAGUGAUUCUGCAAAUAACUUGCCCUAAAAAUAAAACAACUUCUUCGUUAACAAUAACAACAACAAUAAUAAUUAAGGAGGAUUUAAAAACAGACAGAAAUCAAACUCUCAACAAUCCCCUUAAUGA